Messenger RNA from Osmerus eperlanus (European smelt), 1133 nucleotides. It is a transcript of the gene dcps, whose product is annotated as decapping enzyme, scavenger. Lineage: Eukaryota; Metazoa; Chordata; Actinopteri; Osmeriformes; Osmeridae. Gene Ontology annotation, cellular component: P-body; nucleus. The record is from RefSeq and is a predicted model, not a curated record. Gene Ontology annotation, molecular function: RNA 7-methylguanosine cap binding; hydrolase activity. Gene Ontology annotation, biological process: deadenylation-dependent decapping of nuclear-transcribed mRNA. The transcript has a single exon. The coding region runs from base 42 to 1022 and encodes 326 amino acids.
UCACGCAUACUCUUUGUUCAAGCGUAAUAUCCACAACAAAGAUGGCGUCUACUGGUAAACGUGAAAGCCCCAACAUUGGAAUCACUAAGAGUAAACGGCAAAAGAGUGGCGCAGAUAGCGACCAAAUAGAUGAUCUAGCAGCAUCUGAAAGUGUGCUAUCCGGAUUCAAACUGAAGACCGUUCUGCGGGACUCGGCGCGGGAAAAAAACAUCUUUCUUCAUGGGAAGUUAGAUGACCAUGAGGCUGUUGUCAUCCUGGAGAAGACACCAAUCAGAGAGGACACCUUGUCCGAGAUGUUCAGUGGCUCUAGACUAAAGUUGGAGAUGAAAAAUGACAUCUACAGCACUUAUCAACUUCAACCCCCUGCUCAUCUGAAUGAGAUCAAGACCACAGUGGUGUGUCCCGCCACAGAGAAGCACGUUAAGAAGUACUUAUGCCAGGAGACUUUUUUGGUGGAGGAAACCGGGGAGGAUUAUCGCUCUAUCACUCUGCCUUACAUUAAGAGCCAGAGCUUUGGGAUACAGUGGGUCUACAACAUCCUGGAGAAGAAAGCUGAGGCAAAUCGUAUAGUUUAUGAGGAUCCAGAUCAGGAUGUUGGCUUUGUUCUCCUACCAGACUUAAAGUGGGACCAAAAGCAGCUGGAUAACUUGUAUCUGAUAGCCAUCGUUCAUCGAAGAGACAUCAAAAGUCUCCGGGACUUGACUGCUCAGCAUCUACCACUGCUAAGAAAUAUCCGCCAGAAAGGAGAGAAGAGCAUUCUGGAGCGGUAUGGAGUGCCAGCCAGCAAGAUGAGGGUUUACCUCCAUUAUCAGCCAUCCUACUACCACCUUCAUGUCCACUUCACGGCCCUGGGCUAUGACGCUCCGGGCACUGGGGUGGAGAGAGCACACCUACUCUCCGAUGUCAUUCAGAACCUCCUGGCAGACCCUGAGUACUACCACAGUCGCAGCCUCUCCUUCCCACUGAGAGCUGACGACAGCCUGCUCCGUGAGUUCAAAGAAGCUGGGAGGUUGUCUACAUAAUUCCAGCUAUCCUAGUUGUAAACUGUUAUGUAAGCAGUUGUGCUUUUUUUUUUUUACCAUAAUCUUUAUACAAAAUGUAAUACUUGUUUUAUUAAAGUGACCUCAAUCCAC